GAGCUGGAAAGUGCAUUGCCAGGCCUCUCAGAGUGUCAGGGGAAGGCUGUAUCCUCAGCUAAUGACUAUGCACAGACUGUGGCUUUAAGAUGCCAGGAAGCAGUUGUGAGGUUUCAAUCAAGAAUAGAUCAGAACACAGCCAUUUCACCAAAAGAAGCAACUGAGCAAUUUAACGGCUUAAAUGAGAAUUCUUUGUUGAAGCUACAAGCCCUGGAAACUGAUUUGUGUGCUGCAUUUCUGCCAACCCAAGAAGAAACUCCUCAGCUGCCGGCACCCAAGGAUCCAGCGCCUUCAUCAGUCCAAACCAGUGUGCAAGCUGAUGGGGCCAGUUGUGGAGAGCCUGUGCCAGCCCACAGAGACUGGCAGAAUGACAUGGACAGCAGCCCACAAGAACAUCACUCCCUAGGGACCAGUCGACUGCUGUAUCACAUUACAGAUGGAGACAAUCCUCUUGUGUCACCACGCUGUUCUAUCUUUAGCCAAAGCCAGAGAUUUAAUCUAGACACAGAGUCUGCCCCUUCUCCACCAAGUGCUCAACCUUUCAUGAUGCCAAGAAGUUCUUCUAGAUGUAACUGUGAAGAGUGCAAAGAACCACAAACAGUAGCACAACUUACCAAGCAUCUUCAGAGUCUCAAGAGAAAAAUUAGGAAGUAUGAAGAAAAGUUUGAGCAAGAAAAAAAAUACCUGCCUUCACAUGGUGACAAGACUUCCAAUCCUGAAGUUCUGAAAUGGAUGAAUGAUUUGGCCAAAGGUCGUAGGCAGCUCAAAGAGCUGAAACUCAGAAUGUCAGAAGAGCAAAACUGUACCUCCAGAGCACCCCAAAGAAAUGAUCAUUGUGAAAGCACGGGCACCUCUAAAGAGGCUGGGACACAGGAGGCCACAAGCAUGGAACCAGCUCCCUCAGUAGAAGAAACCAUGGACAGUGUAUUGAGAAGAUUAAAGGAGAAAAGGCAACACUUCAACCUUCCUGAGACUAUUAAGGAUAUGACAAAAAAGCAAAUGGCUUUGGAAAAAAUCAAUCUUCAGAAAUGUCUACUAUAUUUUGAGAGUAUUCAUGGACAACCUGUAACUAAGCAAGAAAAGAGUCUCAUGAAACCUCUUUAUGACAGAUACAGAAUUAUAAAGAAACUUCUUGCAACUCCAUCUUUGAUCACAACAAUUCAGGAGGAGGAAGACUCAGAUGAAGACCAUUCUCAAAGCAGCCAUGCGUUAUCAUUCGGUCCAAUAUCUUGCCUCCCUGUCGAUGAGCACCUGUGUUACUCUCAGGAGGAGAGUGAGCCUGCAUAUGUUUCACCUCUGGAUGAAAAGAAAGCUUUCAGGCAAACAGCCUUGUCUAUGUCAAAUUUACAUGAGGCAACAAUGCCUGUUCUGCUUGAACAUCUCAAAGAAACAAAAGAAGACAAGAAAAGGCUUCGCAAGGCUCUGAGAGAGUUUGAGGAACAGUUCUAUAAACAGACAGGAAGGAGUCCUCAAAAAGAAGACCGGGUGCCAAUGGCUGAGGAAUACUCUGAAUACAAGCACACAAAAGCCAAAAUUAGGCUCUUGGAGGUUCUCAUCAGUAAGCAUGACAUUUCCAAAACAAUUUGAAGUGAAUGCAGUGCCGUGGUAUUGUUCACUAG
Messenger RNA from Leptosomus discolor (cuckoo roller), 1619 nucleotides. The record is from RefSeq and is a predicted model, not a curated record. Lineage: Eukaryota; Metazoa; Chordata; Aves; Leptosomiformes; Leptosomidae.